Messenger RNA from Nicotiana tabacum (common tobacco), 2696 nucleotides. Lineage: Eukaryota; Viridiplantae; Streptophyta; Magnoliopsida; Solanales; Solanaceae. The record is from RefSeq and is a predicted model, not a curated record.
AUGACAAGAAAAGCAAAAAUCUAAAAACCUUAUCAGUUAUAUCCACCUCAUGUAUAUUUCUCCUAUCUCUUUGGAUUUCAUUUCCACACAUCAGCACUCAAAACACACUGUAAUAACCCCAUACUUCUCUACACUUUUGUAAAAUCUCCGAUCAAAUCACCACCGCAUUUCAACCAAGAUUCCGGCGGCGAAACAUGGCGGCCGCAGCUGCCACAGCAGUAGCUUCUUCAUUCUCCAGUACUCUUCAUUCUAUACGUUCUAAAACAUGGCCUAAUUAUAACUCUGAUCAUCUCCUCAAAGUUCCAUCCACUAGAACACCAAAUAUUGCAUUAAUUUCAUCAGCAGCAACAGCAUCAGUUCAUUUAUUUGGAAGUGAAGUGACAUCAGUUGCUAAGAAGUGGAGGGUGGUGCCGAGGUUGGCGGCUGCGGUGGCGCAAGAGGAGGCCGAGGCGGUGACGGUGGAGGAGGAAGAGGCCGAGGCGGUGGCGGUUGAAGAGGAAGUGGUGGUGGAGGAAAAAGGAGGAGAGGGUUCUGAAGAGAGUAGUAGUGAAGGUGAAGGUGUAAAUACUAAGCUUUAUUUUGGGAAUUUGCCGUAUCUUUGUGAUAGUGCACAACUUGCUGGGAUUGUUCAAGAUUAUGCUACUCCUGAGCUUGUUGAGGUUCUUUAUGAUAGGGAAACAGGUAAAAGCAGAGGAUUUGCAUUUGUGACAAUGAGUUCUCUUGAAGAUUGCAAAACAGUAAUCGAAAAUCUAGACGGAAGAGAGUAUGGUGGAAGAACCUUAAGGGUGAAUUUCUCAGACAAGCCUAAACCAAAAGAACCACUUUACCCAGAAACUGAACACAAACUCUUUGUUGGUAAUUUGGCCUGGUCAGUCACAUCUGAAAGUUUGGUACAAGCAUUUCAAGAAUAUGGAACUGUUGUUGGAGCUAGGGUACUAUAUGAUGGUGAGACUGGGAGAUCUCGUGGCUAUGGUUUUGUGAGCUAUGAGAAUAGAGAACAAUUGGAGAAUGCCCUUCAAAAUCUUAAUGGAGUGGAACUGGAUGGAAGGGCAAUGCGCAUUAGCUUAGUCGGGACGUACUUCGUGGGCCAGUAUUAUCAGAUGUUACAGACCCAACCCGAUUUUGUUCACCAGUUUUACAGUGAUGCUAGUACCGUGCUUCGAAUUGAUUCCAGCACCAGGGAGACUGCUUCAGGGAUGCUGCAAAUCCACACCCUCGUCAUGUCGCUCCAUUAUACUGGGAUAGAGAUUAAAACACUGCAUUCCUUGGAAUCAUGGAAUGGUGGUGUCCUAGUGAUGGUUUCAGGUUCUGUCCACGUGAAAGGUAUCAACAGGAGUAGGAAGUUCGUACAAACAUUUUUCCUUGCACCCCAGGAAAAGGGAUACUUUGUCCUCAAUGAUAUCUUUCACUAUGUUGAUGAGGAACAAGUUCUUCAGCAUCCGGUGCCCUAUCUAGGGCAGACUAGCCUCGAUUCCAAGCUGAAUGUCUCCACUACAAUUCAAGAGCAAGUACCCAACUACAUGCUUGGUGGAGAAAUCCAGGCAAGGGAGUUUGCUGCUCCUCCUAAAAUUCAAGAUAAUGGGCCUGUCAAUAACUACAGUUUUCCGGACGAACGGCUACAACAUGUCCCUGAAGCCGAGAAGAUCCUUGAAGAUAAUUUUGCAGCACAGUCAAACGGCUCAUUACAAAGUACAAUUAAUGCAGUACAAGAACAUUUAUCCAGUCCUAUUGAGGAACCAGUUGCAGAGCCCCAAAAGCACACUUAUGCUUCUAUUUUACAGGUUACUAAAGGGCAGUCUGCACAAGGAGGACCAGCCCAGUUUUCUUUCAACAAACCUACACCCCCUCCUUCAGAGUGGCAACAUGUGCCAGAGCCUCCUGCUCUGUCAUCGGUUCCAUUGACUAAUGCUAUUGAGAGGUCUAUAACAGAGGCAACAGAAGAGGCUUCAGCUGUGGAAGAUGAAGUUGAAGUCAAGUCUGUAUAUGUCAAAAAUGUGCCUACAACGAUGGCAGCUUAUGAAAUCGAGGAGGAAUUCAAAAAGUUUGGUAAACUAAAACCUGAUGCUGUUGCCAUUAGAACGCGAAAGGACAUUGAUGUGUGCUAUGCAUUUGUCGAAUUUGAAGAUGUAACUGGUGUUCAGAAUGCAAUUGAGGCAUCUACUGUUCAGAUUGGUGGACACCAGUUGUACAUUGAAGGGAGGAGACCAAACAGAAACAACUUAAUUCGAGGAAGAGGAAGGGGUAGAGGCAGAGUUAGCUACUCCAUGGACGGGAGGGGACGCUAUGGCAGCCGUGGGUUUGGCAGAGCUGGUCAAGAUGGAGGUGACCGUGACUACGGAAGAUCAAGAGGAAAUGGUUACUAUAGACAAGCUCCUCGGCAAGAAAGAGCUUACACUGGCAAUCAGCAAAGCUUGAGAAAUGAGCAGUACUCAUGGGAAUAAGCAAGUUGAAUUUUUGAAGGACAAUACCUUCCUUCCAUACAAGCCAUUUUGCGAUCUGCUUAUUCAUCUUCUAAGUUAUCCAAAAAAAAUUAGUAUACUUUGAGAAGCAUCAAAAUUUAGAUUUGUUGGAAGGAAUCAUCCCAAAUACAUAUAUUUUUUGGCAGAAAUAGCAAGUGUUUUUUUAACUUACAUGAACUGACUUACCGAAAAGGAGUUUCAAUGCAGUUUUGGCCUGCUACUGGAUGUUUUGCACAA